This is a messenger RNA of Racocetra fulgida, 263 nucleotides long. Lineage: Eukaryota; Fungi; Glomeromycota; Glomeromycetes; Diversisporales; Gigasporaceae. The record is from the annotation of a GenBank genome assembly.
AUGGGUAAAAAAAAGCAUUUGCCAAAAGCAAAAGCAGUAAAAUGGGUGCUAAAAUAUCUAAGAACUACUAAUAGUAAAGAUAAAAGUGAGAUAGAAAAUAAAUUAUUUAAAAGCAGAAGAAGUAGAUCAGUUAGUAAGAGAAAAGGUAGAUUAGAUAGUAGAAGUAGUAGUAGAUCAGUUAGUAGUAGAAACACUAGCAGGUCUAGUAGCAGUAGCAGCAGUUCAAGUGAAGAUGUACCAAAAGUAUUGAUAGAUAAACAGAG